This is a messenger RNA of Marmota monax (woodchuck), 2995 nucleotides long. RefSeq names its product GTP binding protein overexpressed in skeletal muscle (gene Gem). Gene Ontology annotation, molecular function: calcium channel regulator activity; GTPase activity; GTP binding. NCBI's taxonomy places the organism in Eukaryota, Metazoa, Chordata, Mammalia, Rodentia, Sciuridae. The transcript has 5 exons. The record is from RefSeq and is a predicted model, not a curated record. The coding region runs from base 1003 to 1938 and encodes 311 amino acids. Gene Ontology annotation, biological process: negative regulation of high voltage-gated calcium channel activity. Gene Ontology annotation, cellular component: plasma membrane.
GGACAGGGAGUGGGCGUUCCCAGCCGGUAGAACUUUCUAAGUUUAAGGGAACCCCUGGAACUUGCUGUCUGCGCUUGGUUUUCUGAUAGGGGAAGGAACUUCGGAUGCAAAGGAUGCAUUUCUCAUUAGCGGGUUCCUUAGUUCAGUUCAGGAAGAGGGUCACCUCUUCCUGCAGAUUGUGUGAUCAUCGGGUAACCCUCAAUGACACUUUCCUUGUUUGAAUGCAAAUCGACCCACUAAGGGGCUGCCCUUAAGGUGUCAAAAACUCCCCCAUCGAUCGGUGGUCCUGAUGCGUGGAUAAGGAUCGUGGUGUGAGGUUUGUGCACCCGUCACUCUCCAGUGGAUCUUGCUGAUUCAAAUGUGAAUGCUUCUACUUGAUCUCAAGCAGUCUCGGAGAACAGCCCUCCGUGCCUGGUCUUGCAAAGGGAAAGUUGUAGGAAGUUGGUGAAUGUGGUUUAGAAAAGUCUUUGGCCUUCUGAUUUGUUUCAAGAAGGUGGAAAUCUGAAAUGGAAUUAAAUAAAUCUUGGAGUGGAUGUGGUUUGAUGGGGGUGAAGCACUUUGCAAAUUUUUGAUACAUCUGAAUGUGACCUGCUGGAAUGACUAGGCUUGGGGCUGGAAUGCUUUAAAGGUGGUGUCUGUGGGCAAGAGGGCAGAGCUGAGGCAUAAACCCCAAACAGAAAUUGCCCCCACUCCUCAAAUAACGGUCUCUUCAGGCAGCUGGAGAGCAUCAGGGCAACUUUACUAAACAUGGAAGUUCCCAUAAGUGCCUGUCCAGUCCAGCCAGGGGGAGUGAUGUCAUUGCCACGUGUUUCCCACUGAGGCACACAAGCCUGCAGGACGCUGGUGCAAUUAAGAGCCAUGUUUAGAAAAGAGCAGCUAACCUGGCCAGCUGGUCCCCAGCAGCCCUGACUUGUUGCUCUUCAAGCCAUCUCUGGAGGCUGUGGUUUCCUUCCAACUGCCUCUGUGCCAGCUUAGAGUGGAGACCUCAAGUCUUCUUUGAGGAUGGAGGAAGCUUAUGGGCAGUGGGCGAUGUUAAUGGACCCCAUGAUGACUCUGAAUAAUGUCACCAUGCGCCAGGGCACUGUGGGCAUGCAGCCACAGCAGCAGCGCUGGAGCAUCCCAGCCGAUGGCAGGCAUCUGAUGGUCCAGAAAGAGCCCCACCCGUACAACCAUCGCAACCACCACUCUGCCAACCCUGAGGACCACUGCCGGCGGAGCUGGUCCUCUGACUCUACAGACUCUGUCAUCUCCUCUGAGUCAGGGAACACCUACUACCGUGUGGUGCUCAUAGGGGAGCAGGGAGUAGGCAAGUCCACCCUGGCCAACAUCUUUGCAGGCGUGCACGACAGCCUGGACAGCGACUGCGAGGUGCUGGGAGAAGAUACAUAUGAGCGCACCCUGAUUGUUGACGGGGAAAGUGCCACAAUUAUACUGCUGGACAUGUGGGAAAAUAAGGGAGAGAAUGAAUGGCUCCAAGACCACUGCAUGCAAGUUGGGGAUGCCUACCUGAUUGUCUACUCCAUCACAGAUCGAGCGAGCUUUGAGAAGGCAUCUGAGUUGCGAAUACAGCUCCGCAGGGCCCGACAGACAGAGGACAUUCCUAUCAUUUUAGUUGGCAACAAAAGUGACCUAGUUCGGUGCAGGGAGGUGUCUGUAUCAGAAGGGAGAGCAUGUGCUGUGGUGUUCGACUGCAAGUUCAUUGAGACCUCAGCAGCUGUCCAGCACAACGUGAAGGAGCUGUUCGAGGGCAUCGUGCGGCAGGUCCGCCUACGUCGGGACAGCAAGGAGAAAAAUGAGCGGCGGCUGGCUUACCAGAAACGGAGAGAGAGCAUCCCCAGGAAAGCUCGGCGCUUCUGGGGCAAGAUCGUGGCCAAAAACAACAAGAACAUGGCCUUCAAGCUCAAGUCCAAAUCUUGCCACGACCUCUCUGUGCUCUAGACACCAAGCAUCACCCAGAUGUCCUCCUGAUGGACAUCGUCAAAGGCCACUGGGACCAAUAAUCUAUAUUAGAUUGAAUACUUAAGUAUUGUUAGAUGUGGCUUCCCUCAAUGCAGCUGGGAAUGAAUAUGUUAGCCUCAUGGGCAACAAAAUGCAUGGGAAAUGAAAGAUCUUUGUAAACAAUUAGUAUUUAUUUAUCGAAAAAUGCUGACUUUGCUAAGUGGACACUUAAUGCUCAUUGUGGGACAUGUUUGGUGUUCACAUGUUUUUUUUUUUUUUUUGCUCCUUUGGAUAGUAGAGAAUCAAAGCUUACAAAAGAAUGCCUAGAACAAGAGCUUUUCAUCACUAAAAUUUUGCCCAGUGUUCUUGCCAUUGGGUGAUAAACGAACAUGGGAACACUGAAAGGAUUUAUUCAAAGGAGGAGAACUGUCCAUGUACCUUAUCUCCAUGGAGCUAGAAUUGUAAGAACUGGGCUCAUCAUGGUCAUGACUAUCAAUGCUCCAUCAAACUGUGAAAAGAAAUGAUGGAUCUUGCUGGAAACUAAAGCUUAAGCUAACAAUUUUUGUGUAAUGCUUACAGAGAUUUGUGGUAUUGGGAACUAAUGUGUGUACCAUUUAUAGGUUCAAAACAUGUAUCUUAUGUGUCUUACAAUUUUUUAUUUAAGGGAAGGUUAUUUUCAACAAAUUCUACUUAGUAAAAUCACCUUUUGUGUUUCAUUGUUUUUGAAAUCAUGGAGCUAACAUAAAAAUAUUUUUAAAAUCUGAAUUAUUGAUAACCUGGAGUAUAAAAUGCCAAAUUUUUAAAUAGAAUCAAAGGCUAAAUUUUUAUAAAAUAUAUAAAAACUUCCAGUAUUUUGAGUUAGCCCUUGUAUGCUACAGCUCUGCUCUAUUUAUUAUUUUGCAAAAUAACCAUUUUAACAUUUGAUAAAGCAUAUUUAUGAACAUAUUUCUUAAUAAGAAAAAUGUCCAUUUUAUUACCAUUUUCUAUCUUUUUCAAAAUAUACAAGUUUUUACCUUAUAUGUCUUAUAAUAAAAGAAAUAAAAUCUUUGAAAACAAA